This is a messenger RNA of Cucurbita maxima (winter squash), 2050 nucleotides long. RefSeq names its product 30S ribosomal protein S1, chloroplastic-like. Gene Ontology annotation, biological process: translation. The coding region runs from base 66 to 1256 and encodes 396 amino acids. The transcript has 7 exons. The record is from RefSeq and is a predicted model, not a curated record. Gene Ontology annotation, molecular function: structural constituent of ribosome; mRNA binding. NCBI's taxonomy places the organism in Eukaryota, Viridiplantae, Streptophyta, Magnoliopsida, Cucurbitales, Cucurbitaceae. Gene Ontology annotation, cellular component: chloroplast stroma.
AUUUUUUGAUAUAUAAAACGCGGGAUACAAAUUUCUCGCCGGAGCAGAAGAUCAGGCGAGGGGAUAUGAGCUCAUUGGCGCAUCAACUUUGUGGAUUAAGGAGUUCCCCUCUUUCUUCAACGCCGAUUUCAACUCGGAAGCGCUUUUCUCCGGUAGUUUCUGCUGCAGCUUCCCCUACUCCCAUUUCCAAUGCGCAGACCAAAGAGCGCCUUAAGCUCAAGCAACUCUUCAAGGAAGCUUAUGAACGUUGCUGUAUUACCCCCAUGGAUGGCGUCUCCUUCACGCUUGAGGACUUCCAUGCUUCUCUUGCGAAUUACGACUUUGUUUCGGAAAUCGGAACCAAGGUGAAAGGUACUGUAUUCUCUACCGAUGCUAAUGGGGCACUAGUUGAUACUUCUGCAAAGGGAACUGCAUACUUGCCCACCCAAGAAGCAUGCAUUUUUAAUAUAAGACAUGUAGAAGAGGCAGGCAUAUAUCCUGGGUUAGAAGAGGAGUUUGUAAUUAUUGGUGGACAGGAACAGGAAGAUGAAGGCAGCCUAAUUCUGAGUUUGAGAAGUGUCCAGUAUGGCCUUGCUUGGGAGCGAUGCAGACAACUUCAAGCUGAGGAUUUUGUUAUCAAGGGUAAGGUUGUUGAUGGAAACAAAGGUGGAGUAGUUGUUCUUGUGGAAGGCCUUAAAGGAUUUGUUCCUUUCUCUCAAAUAUCAGCAAAAUCAACUGCAGAGGAGCUGCUUAAUAAAGAGCUACUUCUGAAGUUUGUGGAGGUUGAUGAAAAACUAUCUCGGCUAGUCCUAAGUAAUUCCAAGGCAAUUGCCAGUAGCCAGUCAGAGCUAAGAAUUGGGUCAGUAGUUACUGGAAUUGUGCAGAUUCUGAAACCAUAUGGAGCCUUUAUUGACAUCGGUGGAGUUAAUGGGCUUCUUCAUGUUAGUCAAAUCAGUCAAAAUCACAUAUCAGAUAUUGCAGCCGUUCUUCAACCAGGAGAUAUGCUAAAGGUCAUGAUUUUGAGCUAUGACCGCGACCGAGGCCGUAUUAGUCUUUCUACCAAGAAACUGGAACCUUCUCCUGGAGACAUGCUUCACAAUCCAAAGCUUGUUUUUGAGAAGGCGGACGAGAUGGCUCAGACAUUCAGGCAAAGAAUAGCUCAAGCAGAAGCAAUGGCUCGUGCAGAGCUUCUCGAAUUUCAGCCUGAGCUUUUGCUGGCAGAAUUCAUAGAUGAAAGAGUGAUUCUGGCGAUUUAUGAUGGCCAUCCUUCACAAUGAGCCCCUCUCAAUUACAAGGUAUUGACACUUGAACUGGAAUAAUUGAUUGUAUUUAUUCUCUAACAUAGAUUUGUGGAUACCUUAUUUUUAAUUUUCUUCUCAAUUGCAUAAUCAAAAUAAGUUCUCGUUCGAUAAUCAUUUAGUUUUUAGAAAUCAACCUAAUAGAUGCUAUUUUUACAACGUUUUCGAACUCCAAACCAAGUUUUGAAAAUAAAAUACUGUACUGUUUUUUGGAAUUUGACGAAGAAUUCAAAUGAAAAUCGUUUGAAAAGAAAUUAUAAGAAAAUAAACAAAAUUUUCAAAAACUAGUGUGUAAUGUAUUAUUGAUUCAAUUACCUUUAUCAACAUUAAUGAAUUGACCUAGUGGUCGAUAAAGGCUAAAGUUUAUUAAAGUAUCGAUCAAUACGAAGUCGUAAGCUCGGAAUAUUCUUACUUUUGUUCAUUUCACAAAAUUGCCUAUCCUAUCUCGAUCUUAAUACCCCGUUGUUAUAACGAAAGAAGAAACUGAAAAUGAUAUAACCUUUUUUUUUUCCCUUUUUCAUUACUCUUAAAACGUGCUUAUAAAUUAUACGAUAAUCCCAUUUAUCCGAAUAAACUUUGUGAUGCCUUAUUUUCUAGUUUAAUUAGCCCUUUUUUAUUCUGUGUAAUUUUUUGAGAUUGAAGAUAAUAAAUCUCUCGAACAUGUUCAUAAAAUUAUACGACAAUCCAAGCUAUCCACUUACGUUUAGAUUAUUCGAAGCUGGCGUUAUUGCAAUCAUGUUUGUUUUGAAAUUGUUUACCAAAUUUUACUCGUA